This is a messenger RNA of Trichosurus vulpecula (common brushtail), 7007 nucleotides long. It is a transcript of the gene CUX2, whose product is annotated as cut like homeobox 2. Gene Ontology annotation, molecular function: DNA binding; DNA-binding transcription factor activity, RNA polymerase II-specific. The record is from RefSeq and is a predicted model, not a curated record. Lineage: Eukaryota; Metazoa; Chordata; Mammalia; Diprotodontia; Phalangeridae. The coding region runs from base 1 to 4599 and encodes 1532 amino acids. Gene Ontology annotation, biological process: regulation of DNA-templated transcription. The transcript has 23 exons.
AUGUCAUCAAAGUUGGCUCCCGCUCCUCAGCCAUCGAUAAGACGCCUGUGCUGUUGCUCUGCCCAAGGACAGAAGAGGAGGCUGAACAGACCGUUGAGAUGGAGGACGAUUCUCACAAAGGAGCUUAAUUCUGUUGCCUCUGAGCUGGCGUCGCGGCAGGAGGAGAGCCAGAAUUCUCAUAAACAUUUAAUUGAACUCCGUCGGGAAUUUAAGAAAAAUGUACCUGAGGAAAUCAGGGAGAUGGUCGCUCCAGUCUUAAAGAGUUUCCAAGCAGAGGUGGUUGCCCUUAGUAAGAGAAGCCAGGAGGCUGAGUCUGCCUUCCUGAGUGUCUACAAGCAAUUAAUUGAAGCACCAGACCCUGUGCCUGUGUUUGAGGCAGCAAGAAGCUUAGAAGAUAGAUUGCAGCAGCUACAAGCUUUUGACCCCACCAGCCAGCCCCUGAAAGAUCUCCACGUCCAGUGGAAGAAACAUCCAGAGAUUCUCAAGACCAAAGAGCAGAGAGAAGGGACGACUCCAGCUGGAUUCACAGUGUCAGAGGGACCCAGGCUUCCGGGCAUUCCCAACAAAGCACUUUUAACAGAAACCUUGCUUCAGAGAAAUGAGGCGGAGAAACAAAAGGGCCUACAGGAAGCACAAAUCACUUUGGCCGCUAGACUGGGGGAAGCAGAAGAAAAGAUCAAGAUUCUACAUUCAGCGCUAAAGGCCACACAGACGGAGCUACUGGACCUACGGUGUAAAUAUGAUGAAGAAGCAGCCUCCAAGGCAGAUGAAGUAGGAAUGAUCAUGACCAACCUGGAAAAGGCUAAUCAGAGAGCUGAGGCAGCCCAGAGGGAAGUAGAAAGCCUGCGGGAGCAGCUAGCAUCUGUCAAUAGCUCCAUCCGCCUGGCAUGCUGCUCUCCCCAAGGACCCAGUGGGGAUAAGGUCAACUAUGCCCUGUGCUCUGGACCCAGGCUGGAGGCUGCCCUGGCCUCCAAGGACCGGGAGAUCCUGCGGCUUCUGAAGGACAUCCAGCAACUCCAGAACUCACUCCAGGAGCUCGAGGAGACAUCAGCCAAUCAGAUAGCCGAUCUGGAGCGGCAGCUUACUGCCAAGACCGAGGCGAUCGAAAAGUUGGAGGAAAAGCUCCAGGCUCAGUCAGACUAUGAGGAGAUUAAAACAGAACUAAGCAUCCUGAAAGCUAUGAAAUUGGCCUCCAGCACCUGCAGCCUCUCCCAGAGUAUGGCCAAGCCCGAGGACGCCUUGAUGAUCGGAAAGGAUGGGUUCUUUCCUGCCCAGAAAUUCCUCCUGGAAAAGCCAAGCCUUCUGGCCAGCACUGAGGAGGAUCAUUCUGAAGAUGAUUCUGUCAAAGAUUCUCUGGGAACCGACCAGUCCUAUCCCUCCCCCCAGCAGAUGCCUCAUCCUUCAGGGCCAGAAGACCCCAUCUCCCCCAGCCCUGUCCAGUCCCUGCUGGGUCCUGGCUUGGGACAGGAAGGCCAAAGGACUUUCUCUCUGUCCCCCUUCCCUAGUCUGGGCACUGGAGAGAGGCUUUCGGGGGAGGCACUACUCCCCAAGCCAAUGAUGCCCCCAGCAUUCAAGGGGGAGAGCGGGGGCCUGCUGGUAUUCCCGCCGGCCUUCUACAACGCCAAGCCCCCACCACCUCCAGCCCCACCUAACCCACCUGCCAACACCGAUGCCACAACCCCUGGGCCUCCUGGGGACCAAGUGGAGGGCGGCACAGUGGAUGAGGAGCAGCUGGACACGGCAGAGAUUGCCUUCCAGGUGAAGGAACAGCUGCUGAAACAUAAUAUCGGGCAGCGGGUGUUUGGCCACUACGUGCUUGGUCUGUCUCAGGGCUCGGUCAGUGAGAUCCUGGCCCGGCCGAAGCCCUGGAGGAAGCUCACAGUGAAGGGCAAGGAGCCCUUCAUCAAGAUGAAGCAGUUCCUCUCCGAUGAGCAGAACGUGCUGGCACUGAGGACCAUUCAGGUGCGCCAGCGAGGCAGCAUCACCCCAAGGAUCCGGACACCUGAGACAGGCUCAGACGAUGCCAUCAAAAACAUCUUGGAGCAAGCAAAGAAGGAAAUCGAGUCCCAGAAAGGAGGUGAAGCCAAGAACCCCUCCAUCCCCCUCAGCGUCCCCAAUGGCACUAACACCAGCACCUCAGAAGACGCCAUUAAGAGCAUCUUAGAGCAAGCACGGCGGGAGAUGCAGGCCCAGCAACAGGCCCUGCUGGAGAUGGAGUCCUCCAGCCGUGGCGGGGGGCGCUCAGUGCCCCCCUCACCCACCGAGCGCCCUACACUAGCUGCCGUAAGCCAGAAUAUCGUCCAGGCCUACAUCAAACAGGAGGAUGGGCCAACGGGCCUGGGCGUGACCAGCAGCAGCGCCACGCAGACACCCCUCACUGUCCUGUCCCCCGCAGCCUUUGUCCAAAGCAUCAUCCGUAAGGUCAAGUCUGAGAUUGGUGAUGCUGGCUCCUACUUUGACCAGCACUGGGCCUCAGAACGCAGUGUCCUCAGCCGGCCCUAUACGUCUGUCUCGCCAUCCCUCUCCUCCUCUUCCUCCAGCUACUCCAGCCAAGCCAAUGGGAGGCCCUGGCCCCGGGGAGAGCCCGGGGAGGCCCUGGUGAAUGAGGAGGAGGCCCCAGCAGCCACCAAUGGGGAGGAUGAACUGCCCAAAGUGGGCGAGAUGAAGUUGGAGGGGGCCGGCUCUGAGCCACCGGGCAGUGGACGGCUGACCUACUACCCAGCUUAUGUGCCCCGGACCCUGAAGCCCACCGUGCCCCCUCUGACCCCAGAGCAGUAUGAGAUGUAUAUGUACCGGGAGGUGGACACUCUGGAGCUGACCCGACAGGUCAAGGAGAAGCUGGCCAAGAAUGGCAUCUGCCAAAGGAUCUUUGGAGAGAAGGUGCUGGGUCUGUCCCAAGGCAGCGUGAGCGACAUGCUCUCCCGGCCCAAGCCAUGGAGCAAGCUGACACAGAAGGGCCGUGAACCAUUUAUCCGGAUGCAACUCUGGCUCACGGAUCAGCUGGGCCAGGGCAUCAGCCAGCAGCCCAACCCCACCCAGGCGAGUCCAGGAGAAGCACGGUCCACGCCGUCCCCACCGCCCAGCCCAGGGGAGCCUGAGAAGAGCUCCCAAGAGCCCCUGAGCCUGACCCUAGAGAGUAGCAAGGAAAACCAGCAGCCCGAAGGCCGCUCCAGCUCCUCACUGAGCGGGAAGAUGUACACCAACAACCAGGCCCCCGGAGGAAUUCAGGAGAUCGUGGCCAUGUCCCCCGAGCUGGACACCUACUCCAUCACCAAGAAGGUCAAGGAGGUGCUGACGGACAAUAACCUAGGUCAGCGGCUCUUUGGGGAGAGCAUCCUGGGCUUGACACAAGGCUCGGUGUCGGACCUCCUGUCCCGCCCCAAACCGUGGCACAAGCUUAGCCUGAAGGGGAGAGAGCCCUUCGUGCGGAUGCAGCUCUGGCUGAAUGACCCCCACAACGUGGAGAAGCUCCGGGACAUGAAGAAGAUGGAAAAAAAAGCCUACCUGAAACGCCGCUACGGGCUCAUCAGCACCGGCUCCGACAGCGAAUCCCCUGUCACGCGAUCUGAGUGCCCCAGCCCUGGGCUUCAGCCCCAGGACCUGAGCCUCCUGCAGAUUAAGAAACCCAGGGUGGUCCUGGCUCCAGAGGAGAAGGAAGCCCUGAAGAAGGCCUACCAGCUGGAGCCCUACCCAUCCCAACAGACCAUCGAGCUGCUCUCUUUCCAGCUUAACCUCAAAACCAACACCGUCAUCAACUGGUUCCACAAUUAUAGGUCCAGGAUGCGCCGAGAGAUGCUGGUGGAGGGCACUCAGGACAAUGACACUGACCUGGACCAGAGCAGCUGCCCCAGCUUCCCACCAGCCAGCAACUCCCACCAGGGGCCCACGCCACUAAGCCCAGACUCAGAGGCUGAAGACCAGAAACCCGUGGUGAAAGAGCUAGAGAUUCAGGGCCCAAGUGACAGCUUUGCCCCUCUUCCUGCCCAGGGGAAGACCCUGAUUGUGAUCAAGCAAGAGCAGGAGGAGGGUGAGGAAGAAGAGGAGGGCUUGGGGCUUCAGGACUCAGGGGAGGCAGAAAUGGGCCAGACCCAGGGCCCGAGCCUCAAAGAAGAGCUGCCCGAGCCCACAGGCAUGGAAGAAGUCCAGAAGAGGACCUCAGGGUCCCUCCCGCAUGGUAGCAACAUGCACCAGGCACCCACCACCCCAGACUGCCCCCUCCUCCAACUGCCCCAAGAGAUUGAGGAUGGGGAGCGGCUGCACCCUGACCCCAUCAGCUUUAAAUCCACCUCUGAGUCCUCCCGCUGUAGCCUGGAGGUAUCCCUGAACUCACCCUCGGCCGCCUCCUCUCCGGGCCUUAUGAUGUCUGUGUCUCCUGUGCCCUCCUCCUCAGCCCCUAUCUCUCCCUCCCCACCCGGCACCACCCUUGCCAAAGUGCCGAGUUCCAGCCCCUCUGCAGAGACAGCAGGGGCCUUGCACCCUGGCACCAAGCCGAACCCCAGCACCCAACGGCGGCACGAGAAGAUGGCCAACCUGAACAACAUCAUCCAUCGGUUAGAGAGGGCUGCCAACCGUGAGGAGGCCAUGGAGUGGGAAUUCUGAAACUCAGAGUCCACUCCCCACCCUCUUUCAGGUGGCAAGGCCCUCUGUCUGAGGGAGAUGAGAUGGGGGAGGGGGACAAAGCAGAACUAUCAAACUCUAUCUGUGGACUGUGAUUUGUGGGGAUUGUUUUUUUUUAAUUCCAUGAAAUUUUGAGGGGAUGGGUGGGAAGUUUCAGGGUCAGGCCUUCUCUUCAGCCCUGACCAACAUCCCUGCAGGCGGUGGUGGGCUCGGUCCCAUUCCAUGCUGGCUGGGAAAACUCAGAACUCUUUUAGAAAGAAAAAAAAGAGAAAAUAUUUAUAGACCUCUUUUAGCUAUUUUAAUAAAGGAUCCUUUCGAAUUUAUUAACGGUUUAAGCUGCUUUGAUAUUCAAGAGAGCUAUAAGUCAGGACGAUGUAGCAGUUGUCCGGAGACAGACGGUCUCUGAAGUCUUGUAGUUUGCCACUGGAUGAGAUUAAAGAAGACAUUUGUUCAAAGCCAUCACAAAGCACUAUGAGACUGACCAAAUGGAGUAACUUCUGAAGCGCGGGUUUUUUUCCCCCACAUUUGUCUGUGAGACAGUGCAUUACUACUGCCCUUUCCAAGACUGUUGAAAAAAAAGGAAAAAAAAGUCCCAAAAGACUCUAAAUGCAAAACUUUGAUGCCAUCAAGUAUAUAUUUCAUUCUGGUGGUAUGUUUUUGAAACCCCUUGUAACACCGAAUGUCAUGUGCCGUUGUAUAUGUUGUAGAAAUGUCGGCGGUAGUCCUUCCUGAGCGAGAUGUAGCAUGGUACAUAAAAAAAUUCCUUACACUUCCUCUAGAUAGAAACCUGCAAACCACAGAAGCCAAGCACCGUCCAUGGACAAAAUGUAUUUCCUAAUCCCCAAAGUGACCUGUGUAUGAGUGCGGGUGGGUAAGGGGCAAAAGGGUUGGAGAGAAGGCUGGACCCCAGCCCAGGGGGAGGGUGCUGGGGAGCAGGGAGACAACCCAGAGAUAUUGAAAAAUCCUUGGCCUAGGCAGGUCUUUGCCCACAAAUAUGGAAUCCCAGUUAUGACACCUUGGGAGAUCUUCCCCAAGAGAGUUGGGGCAUACCCCAGGGUAAGAUGCCACCAUUAUUCUACCCUUCCCUGGGAUGACAUAACCAUCAUCAUCCUCUCCUUCCUCAUCUUUUGAGAAAGCCACAGAAUUCAUCAUCCUUUUGGCCCUGGGGAUAGACUGAGAAAAGAAUUUGAAAACCUCCAGUUCCCCUUCAUACCUUCUAUCUUGUUUUGAGGUAGCUGGACAGCAUUCAAAACUCAAAUACUGUAGGUCUAGAGAGCUGGAUCUGGGGAAUGUGGAAUGUAGGAUGGAAAUCAGUCCCUUCCUCUGUGACUUGAUGAGAUCCUCAUCUCAGUGGCCAGAGUCUCAGAACACAAGAAUCAUUGGGAGGGGCAAAUAAGCAACAAUUGCUCUCAACAGAACCUUCCCCAGAUCCUUCCAGUGUGUUCACUCUUGAAGACCAUCAAAUUCAAAGUCAACAUCUCCACUUGAGUGGUAUCCAACUUCUUAGCUGUGGCAAGCUUUGUAGGUUUCUUUUGGGUUUCCCCCACAUGGGUGGCAUGUGGAACUGACAUUUGCUUUUUAAGUUUUUUUUUUUUCCUCUCCAUUAAAAGACUGUCCGAUCCAUUGGUUGAAUCCAAAGUUAAGUCAGGACAGCCAGAGGCAGGGAACAUUGAUUGCCUUCGAAAGAGACAGAUAUGACUGAUGAGGGGCUUAGAGAGUUUGGGGAAGGAGGGUACAAACAACUCUGUCAAAGCACCAGGAAGUCACAGGGAGGAUGAAGGAAGACUUGAGGUUGUUCCAGAGAAUGUAAUUCUACCAUGUCUGGCCAUGGGCCCCUCGGUCAUCCAAGCGGAACCUCCGUACCAAAUGGCCCAGGCGAACCCUGACGGGGAAAACUUAACCUUUCCACACACCCAGGCUAUGCAUCGAAGAGUUUUCCACUGUAUACAUUUUUAUCCAAAUGAAGGUAUUUUUAUAUUCUGGCAGUAGUUAACAGUGACCAAUUUUAAAAAUGAAUGAACCUGGAAUAGAGAGACCACCUUCGUUUCACGACCAUAGCCCCGUCAGAACCAAGCGAACCAUGGAAAUGGACCUAUUUUUACUGUCGAAACCAACGCUGUACUGAGGUCUAGGCAUACAUGCAAACUACUCUUCAUAGAGUGCUAGCCUUAGCUUUAGUGGAACGGGAUUGGAAUAAGCACUUAGUAUAGUCUUCAAAAAUGGAAAUCCUGUUGUACUCAAAGCUAGUGGACCUGUGAACACCUUUCAUUGGGCUCAUGUACUGUACGGAAAAAAAAAGUUUCUAUGAGAGAUUGACGAACUUUGUUAAAAAUUUUAAAAAUGAACAAGUUCUGUAAACAAGCCACUAAAAAUACAGAAUUGUAUAAUAA